This is a messenger RNA of Penicillium roqueforti, 384 nucleotides long. RefSeq lists its product as uncharacterized. Lineage: Eukaryota; Fungi; Ascomycota; Eurotiomycetes; Eurotiales; Aspergillaceae. The record is from RefSeq and is a predicted model, not a curated record. The coding region runs from base 1 to 384 and encodes 127 amino acids. The transcript has a single exon.
AUGGUUGAUACCGACAAUAACCAUCUGGUCGGAAUUAUCGACUGGGCCGAAGCAGAGAUUGGUCCCUUCGGAACGAACCUCCAUUCUCUCCAGCAGUUCAUGAGCAAAUAUCGCCUUGGUGUUGGCUGGAUUCGAUAUGGUAACUAUGACACUUUGAACAACUUUUGGAAUAUCCUUUCCGCAGACACUCGGGGUCUCGAGAAGGAGACAUUCCGAACAAUAAAAUCUGCAAUGAUUGUGGGCCUUUUGCUUUCCCAUGGAUUUACAAGCCGCCUUGCCAACAUGCCGAAGCCUGAGCCCAUCCGCGACGACAAAAGCGGAGCUUACAAAAUGCUUGGUUUGGAUGGUUUACUUAUCGUUCCUGCUACGAGUAUUGUGAAUUAG